This is a messenger RNA of Theileria orientalis strain Shintoku, 81 nucleotides long. RefSeq lists its product as hypothetical. The coding region runs from base 1 to 81 and encodes 26 amino acids. The record is from RefSeq and is a predicted model, not a curated record. Lineage: Eukaryota; Apicomplexa; Aconoidasida; Piroplasmida; Theileriidae. The transcript has a single exon.
AUGGGGAAAGUCUCUGUGCAAAUAUCGCCGAAAGGGCGCCCGGGAAACCCGCCGAGGCCCAGAGCUCCUAUCUGUGCGUAG